Messenger RNA from Trichoplusia ni (cabbage looper), 536 nucleotides. RefSeq names its product probable 28S ribosomal protein S16, mitochondrial (gene mRpS16). The transcript has 3 exons. The record is from RefSeq and is a predicted model, not a curated record. Bases 78 to 479 code for a protein of 133 amino acids. Gene Ontology annotation, molecular function: structural constituent of ribosome. Gene Ontology annotation, biological process: mitochondrial translation. Gene Ontology annotation, cellular component: ribosome; mitochondrial small ribosomal subunit. NCBI's taxonomy places the organism in Eukaryota, Metazoa, Arthropoda, Insecta, Lepidoptera, Noctuidae.
GAAACUCCAUUUCGUUUGACAUAAAUAUAUUGAGGUUAUUUUGUGUUAUUGUGUAAAGAAAAUAUUCAAAUUAAAGGAUGUCGCUACCUCCAGCAAGUGGUACUGGCAGGUAUUUCGCUAAAGCAGCUAAAUCCAUUCGUUUAAUACGCCAAGGAUGUACUAACCGGCCAUUUUUUCAUAUAUCUGUUACUCACCGAAGACGAAUUAACAGUCAGCCAGUGAUUGAACAGCUUGGUUCUUACGACCCGAUGCCAAACAUAAAUAAUGAGAAGUUAGUCGCUCUUAACUUAGAAAGAAUAAAGUAUUGGCUUGGAAACGGUGCUCAUAUUAGUACUCCAGUUGCAGAACUACUUGGUCUAUCUGGUUUCUUACCCAUUCACCCGCGCUCCUACAUGACAGCUUGGAGAAACAGACGAACAGAGAGAGAGAACUUGGCAAAACUGGAAGCUGAGAAGGCCAAAGAAACUGCUUCAACAUAGUUUAGAAUAAUUUAAAGUACCUGUAGUUAGUAGAGUAAAUGUUAUUAUAAUGUAAAA